Molecule: messenger RNA, 492 nt
Organism: Necator americanus (New World hookworm)
Lineage: Eukaryota; Metazoa; Nematoda; Chromadorea; Rhabditida; Ancylostomatidae
Exons: 5
Coding region: 1-492 (163 amino acids)
Biological process (GO): non-motile cilium assembly
Cellular component (GO): ciliary transition zone
Source: RefSeq, a predicted model, not a curated record
AUGGCAUCUUCUCUCCGCGGAGCCAACUUCCCUCUAUUAUGGAACAGAGAGCCGCUGUCAAGUCUUCUUCUCGGAGUGACCGUCCAUUUGAAUGCGUGUUUCGCACCACUUCUGUUUAUCGCAGAAAUAAGCUGCUUGGUUCUAAAGUACACUCAUCUGCAUGUAACCUAUAAGGUUAUCUUAGUCGUCGUACUGUUAGUCCACAUUUUAGUGGAGAUUGUGCGUCUCCUUCUUGCUGUCGUGGGGAAUCUUGGCGAAAAGAUCCCCGCAAUGUCCGGAUUUUGGACGUUGACGGUUGUACUGCAGUUGCCUGUUCUCUUAUUCCUCUUACUCAACAAUGCGGUGGCUCCUGUUCCGCUGGAAAUAAUAAUGUUGACACUCCACUUAAUAUUUCUUGUCACGGAGAUCAUCGCUGGAUUCAUCGCUAUGAGGGUAAUGGCAGCACAGCAGAUCAAACUGUUCAAGACGAUGAUUGAAGAAAGCGAAAAAUGA